Suricata suricatta (meerkat) is the source of this 1888-nucleotide messenger RNA. RefSeq names its product melanocortin 2 receptor accessory protein 2 (gene MRAP2). Gene Ontology annotation, molecular function: type 1 melanocortin receptor binding; type 4 melanocortin receptor binding; type 3 melanocortin receptor binding. Gene Ontology annotation, biological process: protein localization to plasma membrane; regulation of adenylate cyclase-activating G protein-coupled receptor signaling pathway. The record is from RefSeq and is a predicted model, not a curated record. The transcript has 4 exons. Lineage: Eukaryota; Metazoa; Chordata; Mammalia; Carnivora; Herpestidae. Gene Ontology annotation, cellular component: endoplasmic reticulum; plasma membrane. Bases 84 to 704 code for a protein of 206 amino acids.
CGGCGGCAGGAGGCGGCGGCGGCGGAGCUCACGCACCUCGCAGGAGCGGUGCCCGCGGGCCGGGGAGCGCCAGCCGGGUGGAGAUGUCUGCCCAGAGGUUAAUUUCUAACAGAACAUCCCAGCAAUCUGCAUCUAAUUCUGAUUACACUUGGGAAUAUGAAUAUUAUGAGAUUGGACCAGUUUCCUUUGAAGGACUGAAGGCUCAUAAAUAUUCCAUUGUGAUUGGAUUUUGGGUUGGCCUUGCUGUCUUCGUGAUUUUCAUGUUUUUUGUGCUGACUUUGCUAACCAAGACAGGAGCUCCGCACCAAGACAAUGCAGAGUCUUCAGAGAAGAGAUUCAGAAUGAAUAGCUUUGUGUCAGACUUCGGAAGACCGCUGGAGCCCGAUAAGGUGUUUUCUCGACAGGGCAAUGAGGAAUCCAGGUCUCUCUUUCACUGCUAUAUCAAUGAAGUGGAACACUUGGACAGGGCUAAAGCUUGUCAGCAGACCAGAGCCCUCGACAGCAGUAUUCAACUGCAGGAAGCCGUUAGAAGCAACGGACAGCCAGAGGAGGAGCUGAACAGGCUCAUGAAGUUUGACAUCCCCAACUUCGUGAACACAGACCAGAACUCCUCCUUUGGGGAGGAUGACUUUCUGAUUGCAGAGCCACCUAUUGUUCUAGAAAAUAAGCCAGUUUCCCAGACCUCACACAAAGAUCUGGAUUGAGAAACGUACUCUGUAAACUGUCUUCCUGAAGAUGUUGGAUUUGUCUUUGUAAUGCAAGAAAUCUCCAUUGACCAAAGGUGUUUGUGUGUGUUGCGGGGAGCAGGAAGAGAUAUAGGAGACAGAGAGACAGAGACAGAAAGAAAAACACAGAGAAGAGAGCUCCCUCAGAAAAGAGCUGAAGAAGCUGAGUUUCUAUGCCUUUAAACACAGUUCAGGCUUUUUUGAGAAUAAAGUAUUUAUUCUCAUGGUCUCAUCUUCCUUGAUGUUGAAAAGUAUGGCUGCACACUGAGUGUCAGUGUUCUUGAAUGGGUUUUAGCAUACUGCAUUCUAGUCUGGACCUGCCACUACCAUGCUCUACUUUUAGCAAGUUGCUUUACCUCUCUGGGCUGCCACAUUGUUCACUGUAAUUGUGAGGAGUCUGAAGUAGAUGACUCAUCUCAGCUCUAAUAUUUUGUGAAUUUGUGACUUUGUAUCCAGAAGAAGCUGGAAUUACAUAAAGCAGCACAAACCAGGGCACUGCUUCCUAUCUCUUGCAGGAUGCCCCAUGUCUUUACCUUCCACUCAAUCCUUAACUGAGCCCAGCUUUGGUCAGCGGUCCAAGUAUCUGUGAGGAGAUCAGAAGACACAUCUCACAGUCCCCAUGCAGAGUUCUGUUGAUUGUACUGAAAUAGCUCUUCUGAGAACCUCCAGCCACCCAUGCUGAAACCUAGGGCCAGCCCUGCCCUCCUCUCCUAGAAUGAGUACCAAUUCAUGGAGCAUCACAUGGCCCUCUUGUUUCCAGACAUAUAGUUCUCAGCUCAGUGAGAGGAAAUCCCUUUUGUGUCUCUGUGUUGGUGUGUGUCUGGUCACACUUCUGUGUCACUGGCUACUGAACAAGAAAAGUACUCACCAUGCUAUUUACUUGGCAGAUGUGUAGGCGAUGGUCAUGUGACCAGUGUAUGGACUUUGAGCAGAGAUGGUGAAUGGGUUUUGAAUCCCCCACCAACAGAUAUGCAGGGUGGCCUGGUGCAAGAGAGUGAAUUUCAUGAAGGAAUCUGGUCUGCACACUGGCAUUGGAAACAACUUGGUUUUGCAUCCACAACUGCAUGCAUGGCUCGCUGCUUAUCCCUAGGUGGCAUUUUCAUUAUGAAUUUGUUUACUACCUGGUUUGCUUCAGCUAAAAAAUAAAUGUACUUGCACAGGAA